Brassica napus (rape) is the source of this 2498-nucleotide messenger RNA. Its product is annotated as zinc finger protein CO3-like. The record is from RefSeq and is a predicted model, not a curated record. Gene Ontology annotation, biological process: regulation of DNA-templated transcription. Gene Ontology annotation, molecular function: protein binding. Gene Ontology annotation, cellular component: nucleus. Bases 704 to 1609 code for a protein of 301 amino acids. The transcript has 3 exons. Lineage: Eukaryota; Viridiplantae; Streptophyta; Magnoliopsida; Brassicales; Brassicaceae.
CCAUGAACUUUAUAUUUACUAGAGUACUACACUAUGAUUUAACAAGAUAACCAAGAUUCUGCAAAGUGUAUCCCCAAUCUCCUAAAGUAAAGUUUGUAUAAACUAAUUACUGUUCGUGUAACCUUACAUAAUUGCAGCCUAAAGCAAAGGUAAGGACAAAAUAAGUAUAUUAAUUAAUGUUUGAUUUCACGUGAAUGCUAUAAAAAAAAGAAUACUGGAGUACAUGCGAAAGAUGUCAUCAAAUGACAGCAAUAGUUCAGGAUGCUACUGUACUACAAAAUCACUUCGUGCCAUUGCUGUCGGUGGUAGGAAAUUUAAGAUGAACACAAGUUUAAAAGAUCAUUCCCAUUUACGAAAUAUAUUUGUUUUUUUUUGGUGCAAAUGUUAAAAAAAUAUCUAACUUUUUAUAUAAAUCCAUGAACUUUAUAAAUUAUAAAUGCUGUAUGGUAUCUAAAAAGUAAAAACAAAGUGCUUUCUCAAAAAGUUGGAAAAAACUUGGAGUUACUCAUAGUUAAUCAAAAGUCAAGUCUACUCAACAUUACUCCCUCCCUGCACAUCCAAACACAAUCCAAAAUUACAACACCAUUAUCCAAUGACUGAUCGACACGCGUCAAGGUACAAUCACGGUCAGCUUUCUUUUUCCCUCCACCUACACACUAGAGAGAGAAUUAGAAAGGAGUGAGAAACACAGUUAGAGAGAGAGAUGUGUGACAAACUCAGUCCGGUCGGCAACGAGAAACAGAGUACGAGAACAUCGAAUAGGAUCAAGAAGCGGAAACACAUGGAAUCAAAUUCCAUAUACAAGUCUCCUUCAAAUCUUCAAACGUCUCCUUCAAAUAUUGAAACGUCUCGUAAGCACAGAAAGAACAACAAAAAGCUCAAACAGAGCAAGACAAAGGGAGCUGAUGCGACGCCGUCUAAGGAGAAGAAGAGAGCGGAGACUGUGGGAGGAGAGAAAGAAGAAGAGCAUUACGACACCGUUGCGGCUUACCUCUUUAACUCCGCCAACGACAGCACAAUCUCUUCGAUACUCCCUUACUCCUCUUCCGCUGAGUUAGACUGCGACGGAGGAAGGAAUCAUUCUCCGUACGAUCGUCAGGAUCACGGGUCGUCUUCUUCUUCUUCGCUUCUAAGGACGGCGAUGAAGAAAGGAGCGAGGAAGGAGGGAGAGACGACGGAGGAGCGGUGGGUGAGUUAUUCCGAGGUUGUGGAUGAGGUGGUGAGUCGGAGCGGAACUCCACGGUGUUGCGGCGGAGAUGGAAACGAGGGACGGUCUUCUCUGGCUCUGAAGCUUGAUUAUGAGCAGAUCAUGGAGGCUUGGUUGGAUAAAGGUACUCUUUAUGUCGACGGAGAACCGCCGCAGACGGUGCCGGACUUGCAUGCUUCCGCUGACGUGUUUACCAGCGGUGGAGAGGCAUUAUGGGCGGUGCCGAAGAUGGAGACAAUGGAGAGGUUAUGGAGAGGGCAUAGGGAAGCUAGUUUGCUUCGGUAUAAAGAGAAGCGGCAAAGCCGCUUUUUCUCUAAGCGGAUUCGAUACCAAGUUCGUAAGCUCAACGCUGAGAAACGUCCUCGUAUUAAAGGCCGGUUCGUGAAGAGAGAUGAUUUAUAGACCACUGAAAACUGGUGGUUUAGACUUGCGGUUUGUGGACAUACUACUAGUCUUUUCGAAAUAACCAAGCGGCGGAUGUUUGGUACGUAGUAUAAUAUUAGAGACGUUAGGGCCGAACUGGAUUAUACCGAGAUAUGAAAGGUGUUGGUCUGUAUAGGGGUACUGACCAGCUCGGUUAUGCAGAAGUUUUCGGUUUGUUUCCCCGUUUUAGUUCUAUUAUUAUAGAAAACUUUUAACUAAUCUGUACCAAAUCAUCUGAACAAAUAAUAAUAAUGAAAAUGGAUAUUGACGUUUAGAGAUAAUGGAGUGCAUCAUAUUUCUUGUGUUAUCGUUUUCAGCAUAUAACGAAAUUAUCUCAUACUAAGUAAAUAAAACAAACUAAGAGUAUGAAACUUUCUGAAAACCUUAAAAUAUAUUACAUGUAAACAUUAAUUUUACAAAUUCAAUAUAGAAAUUUAUAUGAUUAGUAUAGUGCAUUAUGUAUGACAAUCCUAUCUAGUAACUAUUCUUGGCUGCUUUUAUAUUUUACUUAGAAGUACUUAACAAACAACUAAUUUGACAAAUUUGUUUAGUUGUUUAUACGAUUAUAGUGAGACAAGAAGCGGAAAUGUUGUUACGAUCAAGAAGCUUUUUCUCUUUGAAGGCAGGAUCUUCUAACAACAACACCUUGUCUUUUUCUCCAACACCAACCAUGUGUAGAUAUUCAUCAUCCUCUCUUUCUUUCCCUUUGAAUAAUAGCCUUUGUUGUUUUGGCUCUAAACCGGUAAGCAGUGAUAGUACCAUCUUAAGUUCUCCUGUAAAUCCGUAAGUAUAAAUUAGUUGUAAUAUCAUGAAUAUUUGUAUGGCCUAUAAUUUCUCAUUAGAAAAAUAAAUUUGACAUUCUAUUUUA